This is a messenger RNA of Striga asiatica, 306 nucleotides long. NCBI's taxonomy places the organism in Eukaryota, Viridiplantae, Streptophyta, Magnoliopsida, Lamiales, Orobanchaceae. The record is from the annotation of a GenBank genome assembly.
AUGGAGAUGGAAGCUCAGAUAAAGUUGAAGAACUUUGAAGUAGCUCGUUUGUGGGAUAGGCUUUGUUAUUAUAAAGCCGUGAACCAAGAGAUGUCCCAGAGGAACCAAGAAGUUGUAGAGGAGACGAGGCGACUUAGGCAAAUAAGGAAGAGAAGACAGAAAUGGAUUUGGGGUUCUAUUGCCACUGCAGUUACACUUGGUUCUGCUGUCUUUGCCUACUCUUAUUUACACAGUGGAAAAACAUCCGAAAUUCCGUUGCAUACAACUGUGUCAGACAAUUCUGUGACACAGAAUAGUGAUACAUAA